AUGACGACCAAGAUUGACACGGCCUCGUCGCUCAGCUCCCGCCAAAAGAGCUGCAACGCUUGCGUCCGCGGCAAGCGCCGCUGCGACAAGCGCACACCGCGGUGCACGCGCUGCGCGGCCAAGGGCCUCGACUGCGUCUACCACAAGAUGCCCCCGUCGUCGUCGUCGACGACGACGACGGCGCAGAACAGCAGCUGCGGCGGCAGGACGCCGCAGCUCACGCCGGGGCAGUCCACCACUGGCAGCGCGUCACCCGAGAUGGCAGAUGUGCCCGACUUUGACAUGGGCUUCGACUAUGAGAGCCUCGGCACGGAGACGAGCCCUGAGAGCCUGUGCCAUAACGUGCCGGACCAUCUUCCUCUGCAGCAGGACCAUCACCCUCAUCAUCAGCAUCAUCAUCAUCAGCAGCAGCAGCAGCAGCAGCAUAGCAGCGCCAACCCUUUACAUCUCGGCCCGGGCUUGGACUUUGACAUGGUUGAUUUCAUGAACUCGGCGCCGCCGCCCACCACCACCACCACCCACGACCCCACGCUAGGCGGCGCCGCCGCGACCGCUGCGAAUAACAACUUCUUUGCGAACCUAUUCGAGAGCAUCAACGCUGACACCACUACCGCCUCCUCCAAGCUCGACAUACCUCCUGUCCCAUACAUCAGCACCGCGCUCGUCGCGCAGCCUCCCAAGACGCCCGUCCGGGACCUCUCUUUGCUGCAGCGGCCCCUGGUCUGCGUGGGCAUCACUGACUCCCUCGCCGUGCACGAUCCGCGGUCCUGGAUGGGCUACACGCUCGCGGCGCUGAAAUCGAUGCACGACACGUUUGCGCGCACGCAGGCGCUUCCCUUUUUACACCCGCGCCUCUGGGCCACGCGCCUCCCCAAACCCAUCCUCGACGUCUUUGCCGCCGCCACGGCGUAUGCGCACCGCAGCCCGCACAACCGCGCCUGGAUCAUGAAGCUGCUCUCCGACACGGCCAUCAGCGUGCACCGCGACGGCGAGAGCGCGGACUCGCCGCGGGACAAGCUCGCAAGGGUGCAGGCGCUCGUGAUUCUGGACUCGAUGCGCGUGUUUGACGGGGACGUUGGGCUGCGCGCCGCGGCGGAGCGCGAGGCGCACGUGCUGGGCGCGUGGAUCGGCGAGCUCCAGCAGGUGGUGGAGGCGCUCGAGGCCGAAGCCGCGGCGGCGGCGGCGGCGGCGACAGUGGACCCGUACGUGCCGUCGCGGGAGAGGCCGCCAAAGUCGUGGGACGCGUGGAUCUUGCUGGAGAGCGCGCGCAGGACGCUCAUGUUUUCUUGCGCCUUUGUCUGCAUCAACAAGCUGCUCAAGAAUAUCGACGUCGGCCAGGCCAUGUGGCAGAAUCUGCGCUUCACGGCCAGCAGGCACCUGUGGGAGGCGCCGUCGUCGGUCGAGUUUUUCCGCGCCUGGCGCGACAAGCCGCAGUACUAUAUCAGGGAUUUUGAGUUUAAGGAUUUCUGGUCGUAUGCGCGUGCGGACGACAUGGAUGAGUUUACAAAGAUUAUGCUAAUGCCGCAAAUUGGAAUGGAUACCUUGGAGCACUUUAUGGCCGGAGAGGAUCUCUCGCAUGUGCCUGCGGCGUAA
Messenger RNA from Beauveria bassiana ARSEF 2860, 1593 nucleotides. Its product is annotated as C6 zinc finger domain-containing protein. The record is from RefSeq and is a predicted model, not a curated record. Gene Ontology annotation, molecular function: zinc ion binding; DNA-binding transcription factor activity, RNA polymerase II-specific. The coding region runs from base 1 to 1593 and encodes 530 amino acids. Gene Ontology annotation, biological process: regulation of DNA-templated transcription. Lineage: Eukaryota; Fungi; Ascomycota; Sordariomycetes; Hypocreales; Cordycipitaceae. The transcript has 2 exons.